This is a messenger RNA of Rhizophagus irregularis DAOM 181602=DAOM 197198, 2127 nucleotides long. NCBI's taxonomy places the organism in Eukaryota, Fungi, Glomeromycota, Glomeromycetes, Glomerales, Glomeraceae. The record is from RefSeq and is a predicted model, not a curated record.
CCUGUCAAUGCAUUUACUUGUCAAAUUCGGAACAAAGAAAAUAGUUGAUAAACCUGUUUUUUUUUAAGAAAAAAAAAAAAGAAAAAAAGAAAAAUUUUUUCAUUUUUUUUUUUCUGCACAAUAUUUUCUAUUAUUCAAUAUGUCAAGUACUCCAAGCCCUAACAAUAGUGUGCAUUCUAAUAGAAGGUCGAACCCAUGUAUUAAUUGGAUUGAAGAAGCCAUUGCCAAAAGACAUAUUAAGUAUUAUGAAUAUAAAAAUUUUAAUAAUAUCAAAGAAAUUAGUACGGGUACAUACGGAAAAAUUUAUCGAGCAAAUUGGAAAAAUUCAAAUAAAUAUUUAUCGUUAAAAUCAUAUUUUGUACGAGAUAACUCCACAAUUAAAGAAAUUAUUCAUGAGGUUAAACUUCAACGCGAAGUGGAUUUUCAUAAUAAUGUUAUACGCUUUUAUGGAAUAACUGUUUUAGAUCAAGAUAACGAAGAUGAACAAUUACAAAAAUAUUGGGUAGUAAUGGAAUAUGCGGACGGCGGAACACUUCAACAAUAUCUAAAGAGAAAGUUUUAUGAACUUACUUGGAAUGACAAAUUCAGCCUAGCAUAUCAAUUGGCUAGUGCUGUUUCAUAUCUGCAUGAAGAGGGAAUUGUGCAUCGAGAUUUGAAUUCUACUAGUAUAAUGGUUCAUCAGAAUACAAUUAAAUUGGCUGAUUUUGGAGUAUCAAAAAGAAUUAAAGAAGCAUCUAAACGACAAAUAAAUUUCGGUUCUUUUCCUUACAUUGAUCCAAAAUUAUUUAGUAAUCAAAUAAAUAAAAAUAAUCCCACAAAAAUAUAUACAUUAAAUGAAAGAAGUGACGUAUAUAGCGUCGGGGUUCUCUUAUGGGAAAUAUCAAGUGGAAUACCUCCCUAUGACGGAAUAGAUGAUGAUAAUUUACAUUGGAAAAUUUUUCAAGGAUUAAGAGAAAAUCCUGUUCCAGAUACGCCUAUUAGUUAUAUCGAUCUUUAUAAUGAUUGUUGGGAUGGUGAACCGGAAAAUCGUCCGACUAUGAAUCAAGUGGUUUCAAGAUUAAAUAAUAUUAUCGUGGAAUCAUACAAAACAAUAAAUAAUUAUCAGACUGAUGACUUUAUUAUAAAUGUUCAAUUUAAACCUGAAGAUGAAUUAAGUAUCAUGGUUGAUAGAAUAGUGAACCUAAUUUUUAAGUUGACUAACGAAGGAAAGGAACCAAAAUUUAGAAAUAAAUAUAUUCUUGAUUAUAUUAACAUAUAUAAUAUAUCUUUGAAAGAACUAUAUAGUUGGUUAUUAAAUAAUCAAAAUAAUUCAACGUCCAUAUUUUUAUUAGGAUAUUUUAAUUAUACUGGUAUUGGAACAAGUGAAAAUAGAAAUAAUGCAUUUGAAUUAUUUUUUAAUGCUUCAAAACAUAAUCAUGUUUUAGCACAAUAUUAUAUUGGAUUAUGUUAUAAAUGUGGUUAUGGAACUAUAAAAAAUCAAGGAUUAGCAUUCGAAUAUUUUAAAAAAUGCGCGAAUAAGGAUUUUGCAGCGGGUCAAUUAAAUCUUGGUUAUUUAUAUGAACAUGGAACGGACGUUAAAGAAGAUUUAAAGAUAGCUGUUGAAUGGUAUGAAAAAGCUUCAAUUAAUGGGAAUAUAAUUGCUAGUUAUAAUCUUGGACUUUGUUAUAAGAAUGGAAUCGGUAUUAAUGCGAAUAAUAAAAAAGCCUUUGAAUUAUUUAAAAAAUCUGCAGAAGGAGAAUAUUUGAAUGGAAUAACAAUGUUAGGAUAUUUUUAUAAAAAUGGGAUUGGAACCAGUACAAAUAAACAAGAAGCAUUUCAUUUAUAUCAAAAAGCUUCAUAUUUAGGUGAUGAAACUGCUCAAUAUAAUCUUGCAUUAAUGUAUGAAAAUGGAAUUGGUAUCGUAAAAGAUAUUGAUCAGGGAAUUUAUUGGUAUAAAAAAUCAUCUGAAAAUGGUUUUCAAAAAGCUAAAGAAAGAUUAGAAGAAAUUUCAAAAUUAAGUAAUAGAAAAAAUGUGAAUAAUAAUAAUAUGAUAAUUAUAAAAAUUUUUUUAUCAUAUUUAUUUUUAUCUUUAAUUUACUGUAUUGUGCAUAUAUUUUAGAUUAGUUUAGAUGAUUACUUAUUUUUAAA